AUGGGCCAAAGCAUCUCAGGGAUUUUAAGCUUUUUUGGCGGCGGGUCGAAACAAGACCCUUCGCAUGCCGACGAUGAUGAGGAUGUUCCAGAAGCUUCCCGAAGAUACAAGAAGUUCAGAAAGCAUGAGGAGUUGUUUGCUACUUCCAUUCUCGACAGCUGGGUGGCUCCGGAGUUGCUGGAGAUUGUCCGAGCUUGCAAGUCUGGAUUCAAUUGCGAGCCCCGUGAAAUCUGUCCACAUCUCCGCGAGGAGGUGGCGGGUGUGUACUCGUUCCCCUGCUUCACGAAAGACUUCAUCUCUUGCUUCAACGAGGAGAUUGCCAGCUUCUACUCAUCCGGCAUCCCAGCGCGGCGCCCGAAUUCCAUGAACAACUAUGGUGUCAUCGUGAACGAGAUCGGAAUGCGACCAAUGAUCACAGAGUUCCAGCAAAAGUAUAUUUGGCCAGUUGCCAAAGUGUUGUUUCCCGAGCAGGCAUCGCAGUUCGAUGACCACCACUCCUUCAUUGUGCGAUAUACUGCUUCUGAAGAUUUGGGUUUGGACAUGCACACCGACGACUCUGACGUUACCUUCAACGUUUGCUUAGGCCAUGAAUUUACUGGAGCUACGUUGACAUUCUGCGGCUACAUGGGUGCACCUGAUCACCGUAAGGCCUCCCACGUUUACUCUCACGAGGUGGGGAGGGCAGUGUUGCAUUUGGGCAGUCGACGGCACGGGGCUGAUGACAUCGCCUCUGGCACACGGAUGAAUUUGAUAAUUUGGUCCCACAAUAAGGCAUGGCGGCGGAUGCACAAACUUCGACUGAGCGAAGACUACGAGAAAGAGGAAGGGCCACCAGAUCCGGUCUGUCUGAGCUACACCCAUGAUCGGGACUACCUGGCCUUCAAGAAGAAGCCGGUUGGACGGGCGGCGGGGCGCAAUCGUGCCUGGUGUCCUCCGAAAGGCAUGGAGUACGAGGGCUUCGGCGACAAAGACAAGGAUGAAGACAUCCUUUGA
This is a messenger RNA of Symbiodinium sp. CCMP2592, 993 nucleotides long. NCBI's taxonomy places the organism in Eukaryota, Dinophyceae, Suessiales, Symbiodiniaceae. The record is from the annotation of a GenBank genome assembly.